AUGGCCGACGCACAGCUCAGCAGGUGGUGCGUCCUCUGUGUUUCUUUAGCCUCUGCAUCAGGGAGAGUGGCUGCAGCUGCAUCAGAACCAACCUGCUCAAACCUCAGACUUUCAUCAGGUCUGGAUCCUCACACUGAGAAUCUGCUGAGAUGGGGUCAACACUGCAGCUGUGAUGGGUCUCUCGUGGUCCUGACCCGGACUCUAGCCCUUCAGUGCGGCUUCAGCUCCAACAUGGACGUCUCUGGAACUCUGCACAUCUACGCUUCACUGCUCAACUGUUUCUCUAUCAACAAGAGGGAUCAGGAGUUCACUCUGGAGCUGCAGCUGAGUCGCUCCUCAAACCAGGUCUACUCGGUCUCAGAGAGCUGCUCGUACCAGGACUGGGCCUCGAGGGAGAUCAUCUGCCAUCCGGACUUCAUGGAGGUGUCUGUGAAGAGGACUCUCCUUGGUCCUGCAGUUCCCCAGACGACCUACGGGGGCGCCGCCUCAGAUCCCAGACGAGCAGCAGAGCAGUUCCAGGACCCCCACUCCCUCUCUGUGCUCUUCCACACUCCGGAGCAGGACCAGCGCCCCCUGCAGGUCCCCGCAGUCCUGAGCAGAGGUUAUGGUCUCGGCCUCAGUCACAGCCGGCUGGUCCUCCGCAGUCCCCUGUACACGCCGGAGACCUACACUGAGCAGGUCUCUGGUGUGCCCAUGACUGUGGUGAAGGUCUCUGCUCUGUUUGGGACCAAUUGGCUGACGUCCAAGAUCGACGCCGCCGCUGCCUGCCCCGCCCCUGCAGCCGGCGUUCUCUUCAACCAGACCUCGAUCCGCUGGGUCCUCCCCUCUCGCCUCUCCCCUCUCCUUUCCUCUGGUAGAGUCUCUCUCCUGGACGUGGGUCUGGGUGUAGAGGGCAGGAGGCUGGAGGCCCAGGAGUUGAAGGAGCACAGGUACCGUCUCACUGUGAGCGAGCCACACAUCCUGGUGGACAUCCCCAUCGGAGCCAAGGGAGGCCACUACAAGAGCGUGGUGCGGAGCGGUCAGUACCUGAUGACCUACAGUGUGGAGCCGGUGCUGGAGCUGCUCUGGACUGAGGAUGGUUCUAGAGACGACACCAGGUACAAGGUCCUGUUCCCCAUCCAGACCCCGCUGCUGGACCAGCCGCCACGCCUCUCUUAUGACACGGACCCCUCUGAGGGCCUGUUCCGGGUGACAAUAGGGCCCUUUGCUCCUGAUGUGGUCCUCUUCAACAUCUCCUUCCCCUCGGAGACUCUGACCCAAGAGCAGUUCGUCUACAGAGGCUUCAGGAUCCAGGAACACGGCCUGGAUCCAGGAAGUCUGAAGACCAUCACCGUCCAUCUGCCCCUCGGAGACUCGGCAGUGUUCAGCACGACACACUCUGGCCUCACCUUGUUCUCUGCCCACGUCACGUUCGGGUUCCUGGUUCUUCCGGAGCUCCAGGCUUUCGCUCUGUCCUCGACUCUGGAGGCUCAGCUGCUGGAUUCAGGACCAGACCAUGGACCCAUGCCGGGACCGGAACAUGGACCCAUGCCAGGACAAAUUCCGGGACACGGACCCAUGCCAGGACAAAUUCCGGGACACGGACCCAUGCCAGGACAAAUGCCGGGACACGGACCCAUGCCAGGACAAAUGCCGGGACAGGGACCCAUGCCAGGACAAAUGCCGGGACAGGGACCCAUGCCAGGACAAAUGCCGGGACAGGGACCCAUGCCAGGACAAAUGCCGGGACAGGGACCCAUGCCAGGACAAAUGCCGGGACACGGACCCAUGCCAGGACAAAUGCCGGGACACGGACCCAUGCCAGGACAAAUGCCGGGACACGGACCCAUGCCAGGACAAAUGCCGGGACACGGACCCAUGCCAGGACAAAUUCCAGGACAAAUGCCAGUCCCUGUCCCUCCAGCCCCCCUGGUCACUGGUGAGUGUGAGGACCAGAGCUUCAGUAUCCUGGUGGGGGCGUCCUCGGUGCAGUUCCAGAUGUUGGUGGGGAAGCGUUCUCUGACCCAGAGUCUGGCGCAGCUCUACGGCUUCACCGAGAACGGGACGCACUUCACCUUCACUGUGCCCAUCCUGGCUCCGGACGUGGUCUACGAGUCUGUGGAAGCGUCAAUGGUCCGUGCUCGGCUGGACGUGACGCUGCUCGCUCUAGAAAACAAGAGACGCCUCAAAGAUUUCUCUCUGAGCUGCAGCUUCUUCUCCACCGUCACAGAGUGCUUCCCUAACGGCACCAUUGCGGCUCUGGCUCUGAAGCUGGCCUCGGUCCCGGACCUGGACCCGUCUCGACUCUCGCUGCUGGACCCCGAGUGUGGCCCCCGCUACAGCACAGAGACCUACGCCUUCUUCAUCUUCAGCGCCAGCUCCUGCGGCACCACCAGAGAAUUCGUGGGCAGCACCAUGGUCUACAGGAACGAGAUCUCUCUCCCGGAUCAGGAAGUGCGGCAGAAGAUCGCAGAAGGGAGGGAGGAGCCAGAGUAUAAUCUGAGGGUGAAGUGCCUCUAUGACACCAACACCACGUCUGCACUCUCUCUCCACAUCGGUGAGCGGGCAAUCGAGCCUCACGCAGAGACUGCGGUGGGACAGCUGCACGUGCGCAUGAGGAUGUCCCGCGACCAGUCGUUCACAGACUUCUACACAGACCAGGACUUCCCUUUGUCCAAAAACCAGCAGGAGGCGCUGUGGUUGGAGGUGGAGCUGCAGCCGGUGCUCAGAGGGAGAGUUUCUCUGGAGCUGGAGAGGUGCUGGGUCACAGAGGACCAGGACGGGACCACGGCUCCCUCAUGGGACCUCAUCAUCAACGGGUGUGUGGUCCGUGAUGGUUGGUUCCCAGUGAGACUCGUCCCGGUGUGGGAAGACUCCAGAGUGCGCUUCUCUCCUCAGCUCAAGAGGUUCCAGCUUUACCUGUCCCAGGCCAGUCCCCAGCUGUUCGUCCACUGUGACGUGACGAUCUGUGACCCCAGGAACCCCAUGGACCCCGUGUGCUCCGGACACUGCUCUGCCCAGACCUCAGGUCCCAAAGUGUCUGCGCAGGAACACGUCUCCUCUGGCCCCAUCUUCAUCAACUGA
Molecule: messenger RNA, 3063 nt
Organism: Knipowitschia caucasica
Lineage: Eukaryota; Metazoa; Chordata; Actinopteri; Gobiiformes; Gobiidae
Source: the annotation of a GenBank genome assembly